UCUGUUUGUUUAAAGCCAGCAUUCUCAUUGCUGAUGCUGGGUGAUCUGCAGUGUCUUUCUCAGGCCUGAUCAUAGACAGUUUGCCCCUCUUAAGCUAGUGUUUUUUCAAGACCUAGAAGCUCAAAUAGGCCAUUUCUGGAGAAGUCUUUUUAAUAGGGUCUUUAAUUAACAGAAUAUACCAUUCUCACUAUGUGAGCGACCGUGUCUUUGCCUUGACAACAACCUGCAGCCGUAAAGCGAAUUUAAUUCUCAAACAAGAAGAUUGGCGACAGCUAUCAUUGCAUAUAUUGUUUACUGUAAUAUAUGGGAUUCUUCCCUGGAAACCACGGAGAUGGUAUUUGCCUGGUCUAACAGUCAAUAAUGAGAGAGACCACAAUGGAUUUUAGUACCUCAUCGGUGUUUGAUCAGCACAAAGUCUUCUAUAGGAUUAGAGCAUAAGAACGGCCAUACUGGGUCAGACCAAAGGUCCAUCUAGCCCACUAUCCUGUAUUCUGACAGUGGCCAAUGCCAGGUGCUCCAGAGGGAAUGAACAGGUGAUUCAGCAGAAGAAAUCGACCUCACUGUGGUUUACCAAACAGCUGCUAAUGGUGACGUCAACACACUGACUGCAGUGAUUCUUGAAGACCCUUCAAUAUUAGAAUGCUGCGACAGCGAGGGUUGUACCCCCUUGAUGCAUGCUGUUUCGGGACGCCAAGUCGAUACAGUGAAAUUGCUGUUGAAGAUGGGAGCAAAUAUUAAUACUCAAGAUGCCUGUGGACGCACCAGUUUAUCUCUUGCAACCUAUCUGGGGUGGCUUGAAGGCUGUGUCAGUCUGCUCCGAAAUGGUGCCAAGCAGAACAUACCUGAUAAAAAUGGAAGACUGCCACUGCACGCUGCUACCGCAGAGCCUGAUGUGAGGCUUCUAGCGGUGCUGCUGCAGCAAUCGCAUCUAAGUGACAUUAAUCAUCGGGACAAUGAGGGAAUGACUGCCCUUCACUGGGCUGCUUUCCACAAUCGGCCCCAGCAUGUGCAAACCCUGCUGCAGAAAGGAGCAGAUCCAACUCUGGUGGACAAAGACUUUAAAACUGCUCUUCACUGGGCAGUACAGAGUGGAAACAGGAUUCUGUGUUCCAUCAUUCUGAACCAUCACCAGGGUCCAUCGAUAAUAAACUAUGAUGAUGAGAAUGGGAAGACGUGUAUGCACAUUGCUGCUGCUGCAGGUUACAGUGACAUUAUCAGUGAGCUGGCUAGAGUCCCGGAGUGCAAUCUACAGGCCCUUGAUGUGGAUGACAGGACGCCUCUGCACUGGGCUGCAGCAGCAGGGAACGCUGACUGUGUACAGACUCUGCUGCAGCUGGGGAUAGAUAGUAGCUCUCGGGACAUCAAUGAAAACACUCCUCUGACAUACGCCUUGUACUGUGGGCACACAGCAUGCAUCAAGCUGCUCUCUCAGGAGAACAGUAGAUCUGAGCCAGUCCAUCACCCUCCUUCACAGAACAAUAAAAUCCUAAAGAAGGAAGGAAGAUUCAGUAUGCUUAACCAAAUCUUCUCCUGCAAAAAGAAGAAAGAUGAUCAGAAAACAAACCAGAAAGACAGAGGCAGAGACAGAUAUCAAAGGGAAGAGACCUCGGAAGUUGAUGACAUUAUCACUACAUUUGAUUGCAUUAUGGACACGAACUGUAAAGACAACUCCGAGGAAUGUAUGACCACUGUUGACUUUAAAAGAAGAAGCACAGACACCCAGAAGUACCUCAUAUCAGAAAAGAAGCAGCCAGAGUGUAAUGGACUUCCUCCAAUAAGAACACAAAGUCUCCCCCCCAUUACUAUAGACAAAUCUUUUCGAACAACUUCCUACAGUGCAACUUCAAGUGUCUGCUUGGCUACUAAUGCCUACCAUUUUGCACACAGGUCUCAGAAAAGUAGAAGUGAACAUGACUUGUUAAAUCACAGAAGUAGCUGCCAGACUUUAUCAGACAAUCCUUGGAACACAGAUGCUAACCAAAUACUCUCAUAUAAAGUCUGUACUGCAACUUCUUCAGAUAAACUGAUAGAUGGUUUACUCUCUGAAAGAUCCAGCCAUGUGCUUUUGUGCCCUCCCCACCUUCCCUAUCUGCCUAGUUCUCCAUCAGGGAAAAGUUUUCAACAGAUGUCCCUAGACCAACUCAAAGUAAAAGACCUUACUCCUGUACGGAACAAUCUAGCUCCCAUACCAGACCACUGUGUUCAGAAAAUCCAGCUACCACCUACUGAAGUUUCUCAUGGUGUCAAGAAGUCAAAGUCUCUGUCUUUAAACUCCUUAAGGACUGGCACAACUAUUCUCCCACCAGCACUUACCUCCAAAUCCCAGAGAGGAGGACUUUCUCAAAGUCAUUCACUGCAUUCCUUCUUACCUGUUGUAUCAGGGGAGUCUCUCAGAACAAGCCGUGUCCUGCCUGCUAUCCCAAGUCAGAAGGGGUCUACUCUCACAGUGGAAUACUUUAAGAAAUCUUCCAGCAAAUCAGACAGUGAAAAUUAGCUCAUCUUGCUGGCCUCAAACACAUAGAUGGAAAUAUUUCGAAGCUUUUUAUUACAAGAUAACUAUACAGUAGAACCUCGCUAAUUCACAUUAAUGAAAGCUGAUGACAACUAGACUGUUAAUGAUUAAACAAUUUAAAAAGCAAGGAUAAUGUAUCACACACCGUAUUUUGUGCAUUGUUUUGACUUUUAGUAUUUUAAUUUAUGAUUAAUUUGCUAGUGAGUAGUAAAUAUACUGUAGUAUAUUUUGUGAAAGGAGACCCUGGUAGCGUACAACUCCACUACAGCACUGUAUUAAAUCUUUGCUGAGAAGGAGGGCUAGAAUGCCAGGGUUUGUGUGAGAGUCAUAAAGUGUUUGGAUAAGUGAAAUAUGAGUUGGUGAGGUUCUACUGCAGUUCAAAAAGCAAAGGCUCUGAUGCUGAAAACCAAUUUUUUUUUUUUAAACUAAAAUUCUGAACUCUAAAGAAACAUCAGUUUUGGUAAAUCAGCUGUUAUUUUCCAAUUUAUUUCUAACACAUUUUCUACACUGUGAAUUUGUGAUUUUUGUGAUCUCCACAUGCCAAAAAAAUGUAAUACAAAAAAACAAAUCUUUGUAAGACAGACAGGGACAUAGCAUGGGCCUUUCAAAAUGUUUGCUGAUUGCACGGAUUGAUUUAUGUAUCUGAUUUACUUAAUACUUUAUAUUCUUCAAUAACAAGACACUGUAUUAUUUUCAUAUAACAAGGAUAAUUCAAUCA
This is a messenger RNA of Caretta caretta (loggerhead turtle), 3230 nucleotides long. It is a transcript of the gene ANKRD55, whose product is annotated as ankyrin repeat domain 55. Gene Ontology annotation, cellular component: cytoplasm. The record is from RefSeq and is a predicted model, not a curated record. Gene Ontology annotation, molecular function: protein binding. NCBI's taxonomy places the organism in Eukaryota, Metazoa, Chordata, Testudines, Cheloniidae.